Messenger RNA from Rhea pennata, 1131 nucleotides. RefSeq names its product galanin receptor 2 (gene GALR2). Gene Ontology annotation, biological process: G protein-coupled receptor signaling pathway. The transcript is spliced from 2 exons. Gene Ontology annotation, molecular function: G protein-coupled receptor activity. NCBI's taxonomy places the organism in Eukaryota, Metazoa, Chordata, Aves, Rheiformes, Rheidae. The coding region runs from base 7 to 1131 and encodes 374 amino acids. The record is from RefSeq and is a predicted model, not a curated record. Gene Ontology annotation, cellular component: plasma membrane.
GCAGCCAUGAACGGGUCCGUGGCAGCGGGCGGCGAGGCGGGCUGGCUGCCCGAGUCAGUGAUCAUCCCGCUGCUCUACCUCCUCAUCUUCCUGGUGGGCACAGUGGGGAACUGCCUGGUCCUGGCUGUCCUGCUGCGCAACGGGCAGGUCAACAACACCACCAACCUCUUCAUCCUCAACCUGGGGGUGGCUGACCUCUGCUUCAUCCUCUUCUGUGUCCCCUUCCAAGCCACCAUCUACACCCUGGAGGGCUGGGUGUUUGGGCCCUUCAUGUGCAAGGCUGUCCACUUCUUCAUCUACCUCACCAUGUACGCCAGCAGCUUCACCCUGGCCACCGUCUCUCUGGACAGGUAUUUGGCCAUACGCUACCCCCUGCACUCCAGAGAGCUGAGAACGCCCAGGAACGCCCUCAUGGCUAUUGGCUUCAUUUGGGCUCUUUCCUUCAUUUUCUCGGGCCCUUACCUCAGUUACUACAAGGAGUUUCAGAUGGCCAAUCUGACCGUCUGCCACCCCAUCUGGGAGAUUUCCCGGCGCAAAGUCAUGGACAUCUGCACGUUUGUCUUCAGCUACAUCAUCCCAGUCUUGAUCCUGAGCCUCACUUACAUGCGGACUAUCCACUACCUCUGGAGGUCAGUGGACCCCCUCCAAGACAUGUCAGAGUCCAAGAAAGCCAAGCGGAAGGUCACCAGGAUGAUCAUCAUUGUAGCCGUCCUGUUCUGCCUCUGUUGGUUGCCCCACCAUCUUGUCAUCCUCUGCGUCUGGUUUGGGUAUUUUCCCCUCAAUCACGUUACCUAUGUGCUCAGGAUCCUCUCCCAUUUAAUCUCCUACGCCAACUCCUGCGUUAACCCCAUCGUCUACGCCCUGGUCUCCAAACACUUCCGCAAGGGCUUCAAGAAGAUCUUCAUUUGCCUCUUGCGUAAGAAAGCAACCAACAAGGUGCACGUGGCACAAGUGACAAACACUGUCAGCACAAUAGAGGCAGAGCUCAGCGAGGUGACCCACAUCAGCGAAGUCCUGCCCGGCCGGUCCUCCACACGCUGUAAGGUCUCAUCCCAGCCCUGGGGGGAGGCAGAGCCAGUGGGACAUCAGCAGAAAGCAUCCGCCUCCUUCAUCACCUUCAACGUCACCUAA